Molecule: messenger RNA, 3046 nt
Organism: Pogona vitticeps (central bearded dragon)
Lineage: Eukaryota; Metazoa; Chordata; Lepidosauria; Squamata; Agamidae
Source: RefSeq, a predicted model, not a curated record
GAAGCGGGGCUUCGGCUCUUCCCGGGGCUGUGUGUGUGUCUUUGCUGGGGUAGCCGCCCUCCCCGAUGUCUCUUUCGGGGUGAAGUUAUUUUCCUUCACGACCUCCUGACCCAUCUUUUCAGAACAAAGCUUAAAGAUAAUUUGGAUACAAGAAAUAUAUGUACCAAAUGGGAAAAGUGUUUAGUGUGAAUUAGAUCAGAGAAAACCACUUUGAAGAGGAAGGCUAUGGCAAUAAGAAGCUUUGCAUGGUACAUGCUUUGCCCUGCGAAUGACUCUUGCGCUUCAUGAGACAAUCUCACUCUGGAAAGAAAUGCUUUGUAAGUGAAGUGUCUCGGAAACUUUUGAGAGUACGUCCUACCUUGCAAGUCACAAAGAAAUGCGCAGAGGGAAGAAACCCUAUAGAUGCCCAGAGUGUGGGGAGUGUUUUGCCUUCAGUUCAGCCCUUAUCAAUCAUCGGCGAAUCCACAAAGAAGAGAAACCCUAUAAAUGCCAAGAAUGUGGAAAAUGUUUUGCCCAGACUUCAACUCUUCUGAUCCACCUGAGAAUCCACACAGGAGAGAAACCGUAUAAAUGCCAUGAGUGCGGAAAACGUUUCGCUCAAAACUCAGUCCUUGUGACGCAUCAGAGGGUCCACACCGGGGAGAAACCCUACAAAUGCCAAGAGUGUGGGAAAUGUUUUGCUUACCACUCACAACUUAUGAAACACGAUAGAGUCCACACAGGAGAGAACCCGUACAGAUGCCAGCAGUGCGGGAAGUAUUUUGGUUAUAUUGCAGACUUUGUGAAGCAUCAGAAAACACACACGGGAGAAAAGCCCCACAAAUGCCAGGAGUGUGGGAAGUGCUUUGCUCAGAAAUCCUUCCUUGUAACACAUCAGAGAGUCCACACAGGGGAGAAAGCUUACAAAUGCCAGGUGUGUGGGAAAGGUUUCUUCCGGAAGUCAAGCCUUCUGAUCCAUCAGAGAGUCCACACAGGAGAGAAACCAAACAGCUGUCCGGAGUGUGGGAAAUGUUUUGCUUACAACUCACAGCUUGUGGAUCAUCAGAGAGUCCAUACGGGAGAGAAACCAUACCAAUGCCAGUACUGUGGGAAAUAUUUUGCCCGGAAUUCAAAUCUCAUAAUCCACCAGAAGGCCCACAAAGGAGAUCGGUCACACAAAUGCCAGGAGUGUGGGAAGUGUUUUACUCAGCGGUCACGACUUGUGAACCAUCAAAAAAUCCAUACAGGAGAGAAGCCGUACAAGUGUCAGGAAUGUGGAAAAUGUUUUGUUCAGAAUUCACAGCUCCUUGUGCAUCAAAGAACCCACACAGGAGAGAAACCAUUUAGAUGCCAAGAAUGUGGGAAAUGUUUUGCUCAGAAUUCACAAUUACUUGUGCACCAGAGAGUCCACACAGGAGAGAAACCGUACAAAUGCCAGGAGUGUGGGAAAUGUUUUGCUCAGAAUUCGCAGCUUCUGGUGCACCAAAGAGUCCACACAAGAGAGAAAUUGUAUAAAUGCGAGGAGUGUGGGAAGAGUUUUUCUCACAAUUCAUAUCUGGUGAAGCAUCAGAGGUUUCAUACAGAAGAGAAACCAUUCAAGUGCCAAGAAUGUGGAAAAUGUUUUGCUUCAAACUCAAACCUUGUAAAGCAUCAAUCUGUACACACAGGAAAGAAACCAUACCAAUGCCAAGAGUGUGGAAAAUGUUUUUCCCAGAGUUCAAACCUGCUGAUUCACCAGACAGUCCACACAGGAGAAAAGCCGUACCAGUGUCAGGAAUGUGGGAAAUGUUUUGCUCAGAAGUCAAGCCUUUUAAGCCAUCGGAGAAUUCACACAGGAGAGAAACCGUACAAAUGCCAGGAGUGCGGGAGCUGUUUUGCUCAUAGUUCACAGCUUAUGAACCAUCAGAGAGUCCACACUGGAGAGACAUUGUACAAAUGCCAAGAGUGUGGGAAAUGUUUUGCUCAGAAUUCAAACCUUGUGAAGCAUCAAAGAGUCCACACAGGAGAGAAACCAUACCAAUGUCAGGAGUGUGUGAAGUGUUUUGCUCACAGUUCACAGCUUCUGAACCAUCAGAGGGUCCACACUGGAGAGAAACCUUACAGAUGCCAGGAAUGUGGAAAAGCUUUUGCUCAGAAUUCAAACCUUGUGAAGCACCAGAGAAUCCACAUAGGAGAGAAACCUUACAAAUGUCAAGAGUGUGGAAAAUGUUUUGCUCACAGUUCACAACUUCUGAAUCAUCAGACAGUCCACACAGGAGAUAAACCUUACAGAUGCCAGGAGUGCGGAAAGUGUUUUAUUCACAAGUCAGACCUUAUGAAGCAUGAGAGAGUCCACACAGGAGAGAAACCAUACCAAUGCCUGGAGUGUGGGAAAUGCUUUGCUCAGAAUUCAACCCUUCUCAUGCACCAGACUCUCCACUCAGGAGAGAAACCAUACAAAUGUCACCAGUGUGGGAAAUGUUUUGCGCAUAAGUCGGACCUUAUGAGGCAUCAGAGGGUGCACACAGGGGAGAAACCAUACAAAUGCAAGGAGUGUGGGAAAAGUUUUUCCCAGAGUUCAAAUCUACAGAUCCACCAGAGAGUCCAUGUAAGAAAGAAACCUUAUAAAUGCCAGGAAUGUGGGAAAGGGUUUGCUAAUGAUUCAGUUCUUCUUGUCCAUGAAGGCAUCCACAACGGAGUGAAACUGUACAAUUGCCAGGAUGUGGAGAAUAUUUUCUUUGCAAGGCAGAAAGUCUGACCCAUUAGAAACUCCACACAGGAGAGAAGCAGUAAGAAUGACAUAUACGGGAAAUGUUUCCCUCUGAAUCCAUACCUUGUGAUUCUUGAAAAUAUAUACAAAAGAAAAGAAGACCAGAAAAUGUUUUGUUACAGUUCAUCUUGCUAGCUUGCCAUAGAGCUGGUGUGACGGUUGACUGACUUAGUGCCCCCAGCUGUGGUACUAGUAGUCAAGCGUUCCCAGUUCUUCCUGGGAGAAGAACUGGGAACGUAUGUAGCCUUUCGUGAGCUGGAUGGCCCCAGACAGCCCUGAAAGGAAUGUACAGUGGUGCCUCGCAAGACGAGGUUAAUG